Lottia gigantea (owl limpet) is the source of this 546-nucleotide messenger RNA. RefSeq lists its product as hypothetical. The record is from RefSeq and is a predicted model, not a curated record. NCBI's taxonomy places the organism in Eukaryota, Metazoa, Mollusca, Gastropoda, Lottiidae. The transcript has a single exon. The annotation marks the transcript as partial.
UGUGAAAUAUUUACUGUAUCCUGUAUAUUUAUAAUAACUAACAGACUUCUAUAUACUCUUUAUUACGACUGUGAAAUAUUUACUGUAUCCUGUAUAUUUAUAAUAACUAACAGAGUUCUAUAUACUCUUUAUUACAACUGUAAAAUAUUUACUGUAUCCUGUAUAUUUAUAAUAACUAACAGAGAUCUAUAUACUCUUUAUUACAACUGUAAAAUAUUUACUGUAUCCUGUAUAUUUAUAAUAACUAACAGAGUUCUAUAUACUCUUUAUUACAACUGUAAAAUAUUUACUGUAUCCUGUAUAUUUAUAAUAACUAACACAGUUCUAUAUACUCUUUAUUACGACUGUGAAAUAUUUACUGUAUCCUGUAUAUUUAUAAUAACUAACACAGUUCUAUAUACUCUUCAUUACGACUGUGAAAUAUUUACUGUAUCCUGUAUAUUUAUAAUAACUAACACAGUUUUAUAUACUCUUUAUUACGACUGUAAAAUAUUUACUGUAUCCUGUAUAUUUAUAAUAACUAACACAGUUCUAUAUACUCUUUAU